Lineus longissimus is the source of this 1826-nucleotide messenger RNA. Its product is annotated as TLC domain-containing protein 4-like. Gene Ontology annotation, biological process: lipid homeostasis. NCBI's taxonomy places the organism in Eukaryota, Metazoa, Nemertea, Pilidiophora, Heteronemertea, Lineidae. Bases 211 to 1002 code for a protein of 263 amino acids. The transcript has 7 exons. Gene Ontology annotation, cellular component: endoplasmic reticulum; membrane. The record is from RefSeq and is a predicted model, not a curated record.
CAGGACGACAAUAACCCUUUUGGCCUAAGUGAACUUCAGGAUGGCCAUAUAUAUAUACAUGUUAAUAUGUAAAGUCACAGACUAAGUGCAACAAGCACACAAUGUAUAUAUCAGUUAUAAGGAUGAACGCAAUAUCAAACAGUAGAUGAUUUUGUUACAUAUUUUAUAGCCCAAAGGACAUAUCACAGAUGUUGUGGAAACGGAUCACAGAUGUUGUUGAGUCUUAUGAUGAUGGACGACUUAACAUUCUACUCAUUCGGGACGUGUCUCGCGGCAAUCACAUUCAUAGCUGUGCAGGAUUUCAUUGGCCCCUUCUUUUCUUCGCUGGUAUGCCCGAAAUAUGAAACACUGCCGCGACAAGUAAGAUUAGAAUGGGACGGAAAAGUGUGUUCAACCGUCCACGCCAUCUAUAUGGCUACCAGCGCCACCAUCAUUACCCUGACCGAGCCAGAUUCAUUCUUCAAUAGCUUCAGGGACGAAUCGUUCAUCAUGAAAAUUGUCUAUGCAGUCAUAGUUGGGUACGAAAUAGCAGAUCUGCGCCAUAUGGUCGUGAAAAAAACCUUUGAAACACCCUAUGUCAUCCAUCAUUCCUCAGUCAUAGUGUGCGGUUUCUACUGUAUGUUCAUCAAUUCAACUGUUGAUUAUUACCUGUAUCUCCGCCUGCUGUCGGAAUAUGCAGUGCCUUUUGUCAACCUAAGAUGGAUCCUCCGUUAUCCACUUGACUACCCAAUUUACUCAAAACUCUACAUCGGCAAUGGAGUUAUAAUACUUUUAACGUACACCUUCUUUAGGGUUGGCAUUAUACCAUUUUACUACUAUAAAGUUUAUGAAGGUGCUUCUACGGCGGUGCUACCGCAUGUAUGUGGAGCGGUGAUGGACAUGUUGAACAUCUGGUGGUACUCGAAGGUUCUGGCCGCGUUCAGAAGAGGAUUAUUUGGGGACAGGAAAAGCAAUGAAGUACAUGUAGAAGGCAAUGAGAUCAAAAAGGGAAAACGGGACUAAAUGGUGGUUACUUGUACGAAGGAACCACUGUUGGAAAAGGAUCGCCACCACAUUUAGUUUGACAGCGGGAAUCAAGAUUGGGACUGGGCUGUGCAAGCUUCCGACACAACCUACCGGCGGUAUCUUGUCAGCAGUAUACGAGUCGCGCGUACAAUAUAUCUCGUAACUGAACUAAUUCCAAAUCCUCGGCAAGGAUUCUACUGCAGAAGUUUUAAUGAAUCAUUAACAAUACAGUGUAUAAGCUUCACUCACCACCACCCUUGUGUGAACUUUUGAUAAACAUCUUUCAUCAUUUCAUUUCAUUUAAUUUGUUCCGACUUUUGUUAUCAUACGUUUCAGAUAAAAUGUUGCCAAAAGGCAGAUAAACUUACUGAUGUAAAGUUUAAAGAUAGAACGACAAUUUCUUAACCGAUACGCCAUUUAUUCCAACACACAUACAAACAUAACUACGGUAUAUAGAAAGACUGAACACACGAAUAACGGACUGACACGCGGUCCUUGAUAAUUGACACUUUAAAUGUCAUCUACCUGUUAUUAGUGAUAUGUCAAUAACAUAUAGGACAUUAUAAAACUCUACUGUGCAUGCUGAAUGACUGAAAAACGCAAUGUACGUGUACGUUUUAGGCAGGACUGGUUUUCAAAAGCAGGAUUAGGGGAAAUUCCAAUGCGCUAUCGAAUAUCGUUCUACGACAAAAGCCAGACAAUUCUUUUAAAGAACAUUGUCAUACACGUUUUGUCACAUUUUGACGAUUUCUUCAGCUUUCAAGUUAAUUCUGAAGAAUGUUACGAAGUAUCACAUCUUCUUCUGAUUGCUACUGUGUAAA